GGAGGAGGAGGAGGAGGAGGCGGGGCGGGCCUCGCGGGGGUCCCUCUCCCUCCGCCCCUUCCCAUUGGCUGCUCAGAGAUGCCCAGCUGGGCUCUGGGCCUCUGCCUUCAACGGGACGCCAGCCUUUGCCAUUGGCCCAAGCGCCGGGCGGCGGAGGGGAGAGGGCUCCCCUUCAGGGCAGCAGCAGCAGCAAGGCCCAGGGCCCAGGAGGAAGAAGCGGAGGGGCGCUCUCCCUCUCUUCCCUGGAGGCCGAGGCGGCUUGUCUUUCUCUUCCUCGCUCUCCGUCCCUUAGACCCACCUGGGGCACCUGGCGCCUAGAGGGCUGCUAAAGGGAGAGAGCAACCUCCGAGGAAGAGGCCAGAGACGCAGAGGCGGGUGGGUUGGGGCUGUGCUGCAGCAGCAGAAGGAGAGAAGCCCGGCCUGGGCUGGAGAAGGGAAGGGGAGGCAGCCAGGCUCCAGGGCCGGAGAGGAGGGAGGACCGCUGGCCCUGCCAAGAGCGAGAGGGCCCUUCUGCCGGGCUCCCGAAGGAGGGCCUCUGAGGAGCAUGGGGGGUGGCUCUUCCUCGUCUCCUCCUCCUCCUCCUCCUUCUCCGCGUGCCUGGCUGAUGCCCCGGGAUGCCUAGCCCCCCAGCAAGGGGUCCGCAGGGGCGCCGCCACCACUACCGCCACCACUCCCGGCAGCGACUGAAGCCUGGGCUGUAAUGGAAACUGGGGGCGAUGCCAGGGCGGCCCCUCCGCGGCGGGGAGACGCUGCUGCUGCUGCUGCUGCAGAAGGACAUCCAGCCGCGGCGGCUGCAGCUGCCUUUGGCCCAGGCUCUCCUGCGGGUGGAAAGGCCAUGAAUAUGGAUGGACCAGGCAGGGGCGGGGUGCCCGGCCCGGACCCUGCAGCAUCAGCAUCCCCAGCAGUGAUGCCCAAGGGGGCCCGACCUCCGACGGGGACUCCCUCCGGCCGCCUCCCUUACGCCAAGGACCCCAAAACCGUCCACCAGCGCUUCCUCCGGAGGAGCGUGGUGGACUCCGACCAAGAGGAGCCCCCCUUCGAGCCCACCGAACCGGAGCCUCCGCCGCCCCAGAAGAAAAUCCUCCUCAUCUCCAAAACCCGGCGGAUCAUCGCGGAGCGGGCCAAGGCGGCCCAGAGGCCCGGGAAGCUGGUGGAGGAAGAGGAGGCCAGGCCGGGCAAAGAGGAGCCCUCCCCUGCCUCGGGGCCAAAGGGGGACGGCGGAGGGGCGGCGGGGGCGGCGGCGGCCCCGGAGGGCCCCCAGGGACUCUUGUCCGGAGCCCAGGCGGCCCCGGAGGCAGAGGCAGCGGGGAAGGGGACUGGAGAGGGGGUCCCGGAGCUUGAAGGGGAUGCCGAGAAGAAAGAAGCCCCCGAGGCCACCAAGGAGCAGGGCAAGACCAAGAAGGAGGAGGCCGAGGAGGAGGAAGAAGAGGCCGACAUGAAAGCCGUGGCCACCUCCCCCGACGGCAGGUUUCUCAAGUUCGACAUUGAACUCGGGAGAGGGUCCUUCAAGACGGUCUACAAGGGCCUGGACACGGAGACCUGGGUAGAAGUGGCCUGGUGCGAGCUCCAGGAUCGAAAGCUGACAAAAGUGGAAAGGCAGAGGUUUAAAGAGGAAGCAGAGAUGUUAAAAGGCCUCCAACACCCAAACAUUGUUAGGUUUUAUGACUUUUGGGAAUCAUGUUUGAAAGGAAAGAAAUGUAUUGUGCUGGUUACAGAACUGAUGACCUCGGGAACCCUGAAAACAUAUUUGAAAAGAUUUAAAGUGAUGAAACCAAAAGUCCUUCGUAGCUGGUGUCGGCAAAUUUUGAAAGGUCUCCAUUUUCUGCACACCAGAACUCCACCAAUCAUUCACAGAGAUUUAAAAUGUGACAAUAUUUUUAUAACUGGACCAACUGGAUCUGUGAAAAUAGGAGAUUUAGGUUUGGCAACUCUCAAGAGAGCUUCAUUUGCCAAAAGUGUGAUAGGUACUCCAGAAUUUAUGGCUCCAGAAAUGUAUGAAGAACACUAUGAUGAAUCAGUGGAUGUAUAUGCUUUUGGAAUGUGUAUGUUGGAAAUGGCUACCUCAGAAUAUCCUUAUUCAGAAUGCCAGAAUGCUGCUCAGAUUUACAGAAAAGUAACCUGUGGUGUCAAACCAGCAAGUUUCGAUAAAGUUACCGACCCUGAAAUUAAGGAGAUAAUUGGAGAGUGCAUUUGCAAAAAUAAAGAAGAAAGGUACGAAAUUAAAGAUUUGCUAAGCCAUGCUUUUUUUGCUGAAGAUACUGGGGUAAGAGUGGAACUUGCAGAAGAAGAUGAUGGUAGGAAAUCCUCUAUUGCCUUAAGACUCUGGGUAGAAGAUCCUAAGAAACUGAAAGGAAAACCCAAAGAUAAUGGAGCCAUUGAGUUUACUUUUGAUCUGGAGAAGGAAACUCCUGAUGAUGUUGCACAAGAAAUGGUUGAUGCUGGAUUUUUUCAUGAAAAUGAUGUUAAAAUAGUUGCAAAAUCAAUACGUGACAGAGUAGCAUUAAUACAGUGGAGAAGAGAGAGGAUAUGGCCCAUGUUGCAAUCUGAGGAUCAGCGGGAUCCUGAGAGUUUAGAAAAAGCAAAGGCCCCACAAGCACAACCAGUUCAGGUUACUUACCUUUCUCACACUGGUCACCAUAUCUUGUCAGAACCAGAAGAGCCUGAAGCAGACCAGCAUCUUUCUCAACAGACUCUUCCCACAAGCGUUACUUCACUUGCAUCUGAUAGCACAUUUGACAGUGGUCAGGGAUCUACAGUGUAUUCAGAUUCCCAGAGCAGUCAGCAAAGUGUCAUUUAUUCCUCUAUGCCUGAAGCAAUACCUCCUGCUAUUCAACGGGUUUAUAGCCCACCUCUCAGUGAAAACCAAGCUUUGCCGCAUGGUCUUCAGCAACUGGGACCCUACCAGCAGCCUUCAGUACCUGGACUUCCAGUGGUUCAGGCUCCUCCUGCUGUUGUUUCUCAACGACCACAACAUUACCAAGAACCAGCAAUCCCCUUCCCCGUGGUCCAUCCCACCUCAGCUGCCCCUGUGCAGAUGAGACCACCACAGCCUGUCUUAGCCAGCCAACAGCAUUCCAUCCCACCUCCAUCACCUCUACCCCAAGUUAUCGCCAGCCAGCCUAUUUGCCCAGUGCAGCAGCCUGCACCUCAAAUGCUACCCCAGUAUCAAACUCCCACAUCUCAGAUGGCAGCUACCAGUACACCAUUGGCACCUCUGCAAAUUCCUCCUGUGCAGCCACUUCCAUCUGUCCCUCCUGCCCAGAUUCCUCAAUUUCCUGUCAUUCCUGCAGUUACUCCUCUGGCAGGACUUGACAGCCAUCCUCCAAACCUGUCUGACAUACCUGCUGCAAAUGUGCCCCCUAUACCUCCUCCUUCUCAGUAUUUUCCUCCAGCUGUGAUCUUACCAAGCCUCCCUGUGAACCCUGCUCUGCCACUGACAUCAACUUCCCCUGCCCUACCCAUGCAAGCAGUCAACCUUCCUCAUACUACUGUGGCUUCCUUGGUCUUACCCUGCCAAACAAUUGUGCCAAAUAUGUCGGCUGCUCCAAUACCAUUACUUGCUGUGGCUCCAUCGGGAGUGCCAGCUUUGCCAACACAUCAUGCGGUAGCGCAGCUCUCCCAGCAGCAAAUGUACCAGGCUACCCUCCAGCAGAUAAUUCAGAAUGAAGUUCUUUCCUCUCCCCAUCACACUCAGAACAUGCAAGCAGUUUCACAACAGCAGCAGCAGCAGCAGCAGCAGCUGCCUCCACUUCCACAGUCACUUCAACCAAGCAUAAUUCAUUCUUCAGAACAGACUAUGUCUGCAUCUGGGGCUGGUAACCAGAUAAUUGGACACACGCAGUAUGCUGUGGAUAUUGGAACCCAGAUUCCUGCAUUGCCAGUGCAACCUUCUGCAGUUAUAUCACCACCUUUGCAAUUGCAGCCUGAAGCAUUGCCUCCUUGCAUCAUUCCUGAAGGUCUUUCACAGAGCAUAAUGACUGCAGCUAACAUGGCAAUGCCAAUAGAUCAUGGUCUGCCUGUGCAGUCUACUACUUAUCUGCAAACUCAGCCAGAUAAUCAUCAGCCUCUAGGUCAGCAGGUGCCACCUGCAGCCCCAGUUGUCCCACAGGCAACAGAAUCUUCUCAAGAGGAGCCUGCAGUACUAGAGAAGCAGCAGUCACUGUCACAGAGCUGCGAAAGCUAUAUGAGUCCUGAUCUUGCUUCUGGAAAAGAGAUGAGUGACAGCUUUGAAGGUACAAGUGGAAGUGGAAAACAAGAAGGAAAAUCUUCAAAGAAACAUAAGAAAUCAACACGUACUCGUUCUCGUCAGGAGAAAUCUAACAGGCCCAAACUGACAAUUUUAAAUGUAUGCAACACAGGGGAUAAGAUGGUGGAAUGUCAGCUGGAAACACACAAUCACAAAAUGGUUACAUUUAAGUUUGAUUUAGAUGGAGAUGCUCCAGAAGAAAUUGCUACUUACAUGGUAGAAAAUGAAUUUAUAUUGCCUACUGAGAAAGAGAUAUUUAUUGAGCAACUAAAAGAAAUAAUUGACAAAGCAGAAGAUAUGCUUAGUGAAGAUACAGAAGGAGAAAGAAGUUCUGAUCAGGGUGCAAGCCCUCAACAAGAUACUUACAGGAUGGAAAUCAACGAGGACAAUCGGCAAUCCCAAGCAAGAAUGCCAGUGUAUCAACAGAAUGUUCUCCAUACAGGGAAGCGUUGGUUUAUCAUUUGUCCUGUUGUGGAAAAUCCAGCUGCUGAAGCCCCAGAAUUCUCUCCAUCCAUUCCACAGACUUCAAAACAAGCUGAAGCCCCAGAUCUAGAGCAGUCGGAUGAUCAGCGGCAGAGUUCUACCAUAACAGACAGACAAAACAACAUGGCUUAUCAGCAACUUUCUAGUCAAAGGAGUGCCUAUGAGAGCCCCAGAGGAACACCUCCUCCUUCUCCUCUGACACAAGUCUCUGCUCAGUCUGCAUCAACCUCCCUUUCAGAAGUUCAAUCAGAAAUACCCAAUGCAGCACCCCCAGCAACAGCUCCACCUCCUCUUGAAGAGGCUGCUGAAAGUAGUAGUCAAAGAGAAUGCCCUCCACUACAGCCUGUGGUACCCAGUCGACCUGACACUCCUGUCCAUAGUGCCACUUUGCCCGAAGAGUCUCAGCCACCUCUAAAUCCCCCUCUGCAGGCACAGAAGCAAAUAGAUGAAAAGGCUUGUGUCUGCAAUGUAGAAGCUGAGCCCAGAACUGCUGGGCUGCCAAAACAGGUUCAGCCUAUUCUUGCGCAGACAACAGAAGUCUGCCCACUCCCUACUGUCUCUGAUGCUACUAUUUUGGAAUGUCAGCUUCCAACACAAAUCCCCCAUCUGCCAGACGACAGUCAGCCUAGCCAGAUGAAGCAUUCUUUUGAAGGCCAGAUACUUCCUGUGACUGCUGUCCCUGAUCCUCUGGUUCCUACAGCACCUCAGCUUUCAAGUCCUCCUCCCAUGUCUGUAACUGUCCCCCAGAUUCCCCUAAUGCCAACACAAUCCCAGCCUGCACUGUCCAGUGGUCUUGCUGCAGGUGUACCUCAGCCUCCUUGUGCAGUAGAGUCAGAUGGUGAAGGACCACCCAGAGUUGAUUUUGCUGACAACACAAUAAAAAGCCUGGAUGAGAAAUUGCGAAACCUGCUUUACCAGGAGUAUGUCCCAACAUCUUCUGCAUCAGCCGCAACGCCAGAUAGUUUCAUACCUUUAGACCAAGGGGAUGGUGAAUUUAAUUUAGCAUCUUUGCCUCCACUUGUGCUGGAUUUGAAAGUGCCAGGACCUGGCAUGGAUGUUCAUGCAGCUGAAGACAACCUUGUAACCAGCACAACAGCUCCUGUUUUGGUGGGGAAAUCAGAUGUUACUGGCACCAGCCUCCAGUCUUCAGAAGUAAGCCAUGCGUCAACAAGCAGAGCAGGUCAAGCUUCAGCUUCUGUUACUUCAGCUACUGUUGCCAUACCAUCAGGACUCCCUCAGGUUGCUUUUUCAUCAUCAAAUGUAGCUGGCCAGAAAGAUGCUUCUAACAGGAAUGAAAAGGAAAAUGCUCUAACAUUAUUUGAAGAAAAAAAUAAAUCUCAAAAAGAUGGCUCUCUAGACUCCAGCACAAGUGCAAAGCAAGUUGAAACAAAUAGCAGUACACCAGCAAAAACAAUUGGCAGAUUUUCAGUGAUCAGCACACAGGAUGAUUUAACCUUACCAUUGGUGCAAUCCCAGAGAUACUCUGCACCACCAGAUGUUUAUCUUGAUGAUCAGCCUUCUAGCCCUGAUAGGAAGACCUCUUUGCGACGUGUGCAGACAGCAUCCUCUGUUGAUCUUCUUUGUGGUCAUGAUUCAAGUGAUUCUGGAGAUGAAUCUCUUCAGAGAAAACCAACUGCAGCUCCCUCAUCACCUCAGAGCAGUAGUGCAGGAAAUGACUAUGUUAAAAAGCACUCCUCUUUUCUUCAAAAGGCUGGAAAGUCAAGUUCACAAGCUCUUGAUUCUCCUAAUGGUCAUGGGUCAAAAAUACCAACUAUCAAUGUAUCAUCUUUCCACUCGCACUCAUCAUAUGUGAGCAGUGACAAUGAUUCAGAGUUUGAAGAUGCAGACAUGAAAAAAGAACUGCAGAACCUGAGAGAAAAACAUAUGAAAGAAAUUUCUGAACUUCAGAGUCAACACAAAAAAGAAAUAGAAGCUCUGUACAUUCGACUGGGAAAACCUUUACCACCAAAUGUUGGCUUCCUUCAUUCUGCCCCACCGAGUGGCCGUCGAAGAAGAACCAGCAAGAACAAAUUAAAAACUGGGAAAUUAUUAAACCCUGUUGUUCAGCAGCUUAAAACAACAACAUCCAAUGCAAGCAAUGGAUCAGACUGCAAGGAUGUUCUGGCUAAAGAAAAUGCUAAAGUUAAGCCUGAUUCUACUGAAGGAACUGCACUAACAUCAUCCACAUCAGCCAUACUUGGAAAGUCAGUUCAGACACAGCAGCCCUGCUCCGUCAAAGCUUCCUUGUCUUCUGACAUCUGUUCUGGAUUAGCUACUACUGAAGGAGGUGAUGCUCAUGGAAAUUCUGGCCAAGGCUGGACGGUUUUCCACCAAACGUCUGAGAGAGUGACCUAUAAAUCUAAUAGCAAACCUCGUACCAGAUUCCUCAGUGGACCUGUGUCUUUGUCCAUCUGGUCCACCCUGAAACGACUAUGUCUAGGCAAAGAUCACAGUAGUAGAUCCUCAACAAACAGUCUUGUAGCAUAUCCAGACCCUCUACCACAAACAACGCUACAGGUUCAGGUACAAGCCAACAACAGUAACAACAAGAAAGGAACUUUCACGGACGAUCUCCACAAAUUGGUGGAUCAAUGGACAAGCAAAACUGUGGGAGCUGUACAAGCAAAACCAUCCUUGAAUCAACUUAAGCAGAACCAAAAACGGCAAGACAUGGAGCCAAAGGCUAAUCCCAUGCAGACACAGAAUGAGACAUGUGGAGUUAAUUCAGUAAGAACAGGAGUGGGGGAAAAGUGCAUUGUUCCAGUCUCUUGCCCAAUGCCCAUCGCAUUAACUGCUGGAGUUUCACCAACCUUGCCAGUGCCUAUGACAGAUUCUGAGGAAGAGAACACCACCGACUGAUACAUGGCCAAGCUUGGACAUAGGGUCAACCACAAAAUCUUACUUCAACUAGCCAAGAAGAAAAUCUGAGAACUGAUGUCAUGUGUGAGACAUUCUACUAUUCUUGUCCAUUCGAUUCAAUUUUGUAACUUCUUUCUAAGCUUUUUGUUUUUAAUUUAUAGUUGGAAAUUCAAACAUUAUGCAAAAAAUAAACUAUAAUUAUUUUGA
Sceloporus undulatus (fence lizard) is the source of this 7795-nucleotide messenger RNA. RefSeq names its product WNK lysine deficient protein kinase 2 (gene WNK2). The coding region runs from base 701 to 7588 and encodes 2295 amino acids. The record is from RefSeq and is a predicted model, not a curated record. Gene Ontology annotation, cellular component: cytoplasm; cytosol. The transcript is spliced from 30 exons. Gene Ontology annotation, molecular function: protein serine/threonine kinase activity; chloride channel inhibitor activity; potassium channel inhibitor activity. NCBI's taxonomy places the organism in Eukaryota, Metazoa, Chordata, Lepidosauria, Squamata, Phrynosomatidae. Gene Ontology annotation, biological process: positive regulation of potassium ion import across plasma membrane; protein phosphorylation; positive regulation of sodium ion transmembrane transporter activity.